UUGCUCUGUUUUGUCUUCUCCUCCGUCACACUGAUCCAUUCCACUGUCAUGACUCUCCGUUUGCAACGAGAUAUAGAAUCUACAGAUCUCUUCCCCUUGGCGCUUUCUAUAUAUAUCUUCUGCGUCGACCUACCAAUCGCUUCGACCUAGACAAGGCCAAAUCCAAUCGAACGAGGGACGCCUCCUCAGCAUCAGCAGAGAUCUUCUCGAUCCGGUCCGACAGAAGUUAGGGUUUUGGUUUCGAACGAAGUCGGGGUAAAUACGAGUUUGUCUCUCGCUCUCGAACGUACCAAGGGUCAAAUCGGGAGAGAAAAAGAUGGAUUCGAUCGUUGAAUUGAAUCGCCUAAAGGUUUUGGAAAGCGGCGAAGUGGCUGAGGAUCUUGGAGAUGCUUGAGGAAUGAAAUUCUUUGUGUGAGAAUAGUUGGGAAGGGAAUUGUGCCGGAUCACCACAAAGAGGAAGUGUGUCUUCUUUAUACGAAAAUGGCUACUCCAGUUGAUCCUCCCAAUGGAAUUAAGUCCCCAGGGAAGCAUUACUUUUCCAUGUGGCAAACUUUGUUUGAGAUUGAUAUCAAGUAUGUGCCAAUCAAGCCAAUUGGUCGAGGGGCAUAUGGUAUUGUGUGCUCUUCUAUUAACAAGGAAACUAAUGAGAAGGUUGCAAUUAAGAAGAUACAUAAUGCUUUUGAUAACCGCAUAGAUGCAUUGAGAACUCUACGCGAACUGAAGCUCCUCCGGCAUCUUAGGCAUGAAAAUGUGAUUGCUCUGAAAGAUAUCAUGAUGCCUAUCCAUAGAUCAACUUUCCAGGAUGUUUACCUUGUUUAUGAACUCAUGGAUACAGAUCUGCAUCAGAUUAUUAAGUCUUCUCAAGCACUCACUAAUGACCAUUGCCAAUAUUUCUUAUUCCAGUUGCUUCGAGGACUGAAGUAUCUGCAUUCAGCAAACAUUCUUCAUCGUGACUUGAAGCCUGGGAACCUUCUAAUCAAUGCAAACUGCGACCUGAAAAUAUGUGAUUUUGGGCUUGCACGCACCAGCAGUGGCAAGGGCCAAUUCAUGACUGAGUACGUUGUUACUCGAUGGUACCGAGCACCGGAGCUGCUCCUCUGCUGUGACAACUAUGGGACCUCAAUUGAUGUAUGGUCUGUCGGAUGCAUCUUUGCUGAACUUCUUGGCCGGAAGCCCAUCUUUCCAGGUACAGAGUGUCUCAACCAGCUCAAGCUAAUCAUCAACAUUCUUGGAAGCCAGAAAGAGGAUGAUCUUGAAUUUAUUGAUAACCAAAAGGCAAGGAAGUUCAUUAAGUCACUACCUUAUUCCCCUGGGACCCCCUUUUCUCGUCUUUAUCCAAAUGCCCAUCCUCUGGCAAUUGAUCUGCUUCAGAAGAUGCUUGUGUUUGACCCAUCAAAGAGAAUUAGUGUUACUGAAGCACUCCGACAUCCUUACAUGUCUCCACUAUAUGAUCCGAACUGUGACCCUCCGGCACAGGUUCCCAUCGAUCUGGACAUAGAUGAGGAUCUAGGGGAAGAAAUGAUAAGGGAGUUGAUGUGGAGGGAAAUGAUUCACUACCAUCCGGAAGCUGCCACAGCCAAUGUCUAGGUGAGCUAGUAUAACUUCACUUUCUCAGGUUGCGUAGAGGCCUUUCAAAGUGGUUCGUUUAGUUGGAAUAAUUUAACUCUUCUGUAUUUUGUUGUCCACGUUCCUUUACAUCUUUUUUUUUUUCUCUGUGUUUCUUGUUUCACCUUAGGUUUAAUCAUGUUUAACAAAUAAUGCAUUAACGGUUUGUGCUGUUAGUGCAUGACUAUCACUAAUGUUUCUAAGAGCUUGUUUAUGGUGUUGAGCUCUUUGUCUUUUAAUUUGUAUAUAGUUGUACUGUUGUAUCUCUGCAACUCUUUUCUUGUACAUUGAAGUUAUAUUAUGGUGUAAUACUUUAUGAGUAUUAAAUUUGUGUAAAUAAAUUUGUCUGUGUUACUGGUCAGUCCCAUCUUUGUUUCU
Molecule: messenger RNA, 1983 nt
Organism: Diospyros lotus (date-plum)
Lineage: Eukaryota; Viridiplantae; Streptophyta; Magnoliopsida; Ericales; Ebenaceae
Product: mitogen-activated protein kinase homolog NTF3
Exons: 3
Coding region: 481-1587 (368 amino acids)
Biological process (GO): intracellular signal transduction; protein phosphorylation
Cellular component (GO): nucleus; cytoplasm
Molecular function (GO): ATP binding; MAP kinase activity
Source: RefSeq, a predicted model, not a curated record